UAACACCAUCCAAACACAAAAAUUCUAAUAGCAAUAUUUAAGUAAGAUUAUAAGAAUGUCAUCUCGUGUGCUCAAGAAACUCAUCGCCAUGCUUGAGGCUGAAGAAGCCGAAGCUGCGAAAUCCAACAACCAUGGUACUGCUGACGCAUUUAACAACCAUGGCGGCGGGAACCAAAAUUUCUCCGGUGCCAAAAUCAACAGCGGUUCAAAUUCUGGGGACCGAGAGAAACACCGCACCACCAACAAUCAUGGCGAGCGUACCGUAAAUAACAGUGGUACUUUCCAUGGUAAUGGCAAUGGAGGGUACACUGAGGGUAACUUUGACGCAUCCACAACGAACUUUAACAAAUAGUUAUAAAGUAUUUGUGAUGAUAAAAAUGGUAUAUGCAAGUAAUAAUGAAGUUGAAGAUAUAUAUAUUUUCGAUGGUUUAUGGUUGUAUGUUGCUCUAUAGGAAAUUAUAAAUAAACGCACUAGUGUGCUAUGAUAAAUCUUCUUAUGUUUGAUUAUAUAUAGUUACUAUACAGGUUAUAAUAAACGAUAAUUUAUCUUUA
This is a messenger RNA of Lathyrus oleraceus (garden pea), 552 nucleotides long. RefSeq lists its product as uncharacterized. The coding region runs from base 56 to 352 and encodes 98 amino acids. The transcript has a single exon. NCBI's taxonomy places the organism in Eukaryota, Viridiplantae, Streptophyta, Magnoliopsida, Fabales, Fabaceae. The record is from RefSeq and is a predicted model, not a curated record.